Messenger RNA from Pieris macdunnoughi, 735 nucleotides. Lineage: Eukaryota; Metazoa; Arthropoda; Insecta; Lepidoptera; Pieridae. The record is from the annotation of a GenBank genome assembly.
AUGAUCUCAUUGUUUGGCACAAUUACACCCCAUACCCCAUUGCCCCUUGAAUUAAUGGGUACAAUAUUGUGCAGACAGGUCCUCCAACAAGCUGGCAACAUCGAGCGUUUAGGGCGUUUCCUCUGGUCCCUGCCUGCAUGUGAGCGGCUCCAUGCGCACGAGUCGGUCCUGAAGGCAAAAGCAAUGGUCGCUUUCCAUAGAGGCAACUUCAAGGAGCUGUACAGAUUGUUGGAGUCACAUAACUUCAGUGCGCACAACCAUGCUAAGCUUCAGAGUUUGUGGUUAAAAGCACAUUAUAUGGAGGCGGAGAGGCUCCGCGGACGGCCCCUCGGCGCCGUCGGCAAAUAUCGGGUGCGGCGUAAAUUUCCACUGCCGCGCACUAUUUGGGAUGGAGAGGAGACAUCUUAUUGUUUUAAAGAAAAAUCGAGAUCAGUUCUCCGGGACUGGUAUCUGCACAAUCCGUACCCAUCUCCGCGAGAAAAACGGGAGUUAGCUGAAAGCACUGGACUCACAACUGUACAGGUUUCAAAUUGGUUCAAAAACAGACGACAACGAGACAGACAGGCUGAACACAAAGAUAGUGGCGGUCCCGGCGACAAGCAACUAGACUCUUCGACAGAUGAUGACAGCGACGCGCCACAUGUCACUCCUGCGCACUUGACGUCAGCACCUCCUAUAUACCCACACGCCUUAUAUGAACACCCUCUAGCUCACCUGCCGUAUCACCAUUCGUGA